This is a messenger RNA of Saccharomyces eubayanus, 777 nucleotides long. RefSeq names its product nicotinamide-nucleotide adenylyltransferase (gene POF1). The coding region runs from base 1 to 777 and encodes 258 amino acids. The transcript has a single exon. The record is from RefSeq and is a predicted model, not a curated record. Gene Ontology annotation, molecular function: nicotinamide-nucleotide adenylyltransferase activity; ATP hydrolysis activity. Lineage: Eukaryota; Fungi; Ascomycota; Saccharomycetes; Saccharomycetales; Saccharomycetaceae. Gene Ontology annotation, cellular component: nucleus; cytoplasm.
AUGAAAAAAGUAUUCGAACAGUUUCGAAAAAGUGAAUCACUAUUCCAAAUUAUCAAGGGGCCUCAGCACCUAGAUUCUCCAAAAUUAUUUGUCCUUGAUUCAUCAUUCAAUCCACCACAUCUGGCUCACUUCCAGCUACUAUCUCAAACCGUUAAGAAUUUCAAGUUAAGUGACACCCAAUCUCAUGUUCUCUUGCUUCUAGCAGUAAACAAUGCGGAUAAGUUACCUAAACCAGCGUCCUUCCCACACCGUUUAGAAAUGAUGUGUUUAUUUGCUGAUUACUUACAGGAGAAACUACCUCACUCUGUGGUAUCUGUUGGACUGACUGUCUUUUCGAAAUUCAUUGACAAAGACAAAAUCUUACACGAACAGUUUACCCAAGGUCGCAAUACAAAUAUAGGUUAUCUGGUCGGGUUUGAUACAAUUGCUAGAAUCUUUGAUGAGAAAUAUUACCACCCCUUAAAAAUUAGCGAUGUAAUGGAGAAUUUCAUGUCGAGAUGUCAAUUGUAUUGUUUGGCCAGGGGGGACUGCCAUCUAAGUGCGGAAUCGCAAUUGAAAUAUGCCAAUGAUAUCCUUGAGGGGAAAUUCGAACCAGUCAUCCCAAAGGAAUGGGGGUCUCGAAUUCAUGUUAUGCAAAAUGAUUAUCCGUCUUUAAGAAACGUUUCCUCAUCUGAAAUAAGAAACAAAUUGAAAAGCGGUCAGGUGGAUAACUUAAAGGAUGAACUACCACCCUGCAUAUACGAUUACGUGACGAAAAAUGUGACAAUAUUUGAUUGA